GGCGACCGUCCGUUGUUUUCGUUUUGGUGGAAAAUGGCCGCGGCUCGGGCGACGCGUCUACGCCUCGAAAUAUCGGCCUUGGAUCUGGUGAGAAAGAAGAAAAAAAGGAGAAAAAAGGAAAAAAAAAACGUUCAAUCAAUAAAUUUAGCGAUCGUCGCUUCCUCGUACUCGUCCAAACGUGUUUCAAUAGCGCACAAUAUUUUUUCCCGUCUCGUUCGAUUCGCCGUAAUAACACGCCGUUGAAAAUCGCAGGAAACUCGGCAGGUACGAUGUCAUUAACGUUGUUAUUAUCGUCGUCGCGAGAUCCCCGACGAUAAGCGAUGCGACCUUUUAUUUUUCUUCCCCCCGUAUCGUUUAGCGUCGCGUGAAACGCGCUAAAAAUUAUACGAUUAUGAUUCCGCGAAGCAACGCGGAGCGAACCAAAACGCAAACAUCGUUAGCGCUCGCGACACCUCCUCGUAAUUAGGAACGUCCGACGCGCCCGCGACCGUCGCGUUUCGCUAGGAGAAAAAAAAAGAAAUUUCUUUCUCGUUUCGAAUAGCCAGAAAAUUUUCUUCGUCGGACGAAUAGAAACGCGGGCCCGUCUCGGGUCUCCGGCGGUACGCGCGGCGGUAAGCGCGUCGCGCUAACAAUUAGCCGUUAAUCGCGUUAUCUGGAUUUCUCGGCUCGGGAUAUUCCCGUUCAGGGUUGCGUACGUACGACGGUUAUACGACGUUUCGUCAGCUGCAGUGUCCCCGUAUAUCUGAACAAAAACUAUGACUCGCUCACCGACAUUUUCGCCGAGAGUUUCUCAGUGUCGCGUUACCCACCGACGCCUCAGGACGCACCGCGUCGCGGAUCUCGCAACGAUCCCCCAAGUUCGCGCCAUUGUCGCGUUGUCGCAGCUCCGACGACCGAUCCCGGUGUCCUCCGAUCGAUCGACCGACCUACCGACCGACCGAGAUCCGAAGGAGAUCCGGUUCGCGGCCGAAUUACGCUACCUCGGCGGCCGCUCCACCGCGCUACGCUAUACGCCGCGGAACGAAACGCGCGUUCGCGUUCCGCGUGCGGGGAAAAAUCGUCCGAUCGAAAAUCCGCGAGCUUUUCUUUCGAGCGCGGAAGAAUCGGAGUGACGCGUCGAUCGGCGGUGUGACGUCGGCGAUCCCAGUUUUCUGGCCCGAGGCCCCUCCCCCCCUCCUCCGGAGAGAGAGAGAGAGAGAGAGCGGCGCGUACUCGCGUCGCCGACGAAGUGACGCGUGAAAACGUGUUUUCAAAACUCGGAUAGGAGUCGAGCGACGUCGCCGGACCUGGAAUCCGCGGGGCCUCGACGAGGACGCGGGCGGAGGAGGCAGGGCGAGCUAGCCGCGCAGUGGCGUCGGACGAGGAAAUAGAGGGGUAAGGAGUGGCAACGGCGACGAUUUUCGCUCUCCAGUUAUAGCGAGGCGGGUUCUCAUCGUCGGUGAGCCGCAAGAUCGGAGGAGCCUCGACGGCCCGUUUUUCAUCCGCAGACCGAACGCAGCGACCGCGACUCGUUCCGCGAUUCCCGCUGGAACGGCGAAGACGAAGAAAACCGCCGCCAGAGAGCUGCGGGGAAAACUGGCCUCACGUUCCGCCCGACGCAACGCCGGAUUCCAGGUGGGUACGAUCGACCGACGCGACCUGCGGCGGCGGCGGCCAUCUUGGAACGAGGAAAACAAACAGGAGAGGAUCAGCGAGCCGCGAACGACGACUGACGUUGCCGAUGCCGCGAGCGUCGAUCGACGCGUUUCUUUAGAUCAAUCGAUCGUCCGCUAGAGGAGGAGGAGGAGUAAGAGAUAAAAAGAAGGAGAAGGAAAAAAAAAAGAGCGCUCGUUUUCGAGAGAGGGACCAGCAGCCGAUGCGUUGGUAAUGAACGCGACGCGGGUAUGCUGAUUGUCGCUCGGGAGCAAGAAAACCGGCAUCUGGAGCGCCGGAGGAUCGGCGAAGACAACCUCGGAUAUCUUCCGCGCGAUGCCGACGACGACGACGACGACGUGGAGGAAGAAGAGGACGACGAGGCGGAGGAAGAAGAGGACGACGAGGCGGAGGACUCCGGGGAUUUCGGGGAUCCCGAGGGGAUCCCGGGGGACUCCUCCCUGCUGGAGGAGGGCGAGGACUCCGGCGCCUGGAGCCGCGACGCCCAAGCCAGCGUCUCGUCGCUCCAGCAGCGAUUCGACAACGGCGUCGUUCUGCCGGUGGGCGAGUCGCCCUCCUUCGGCGACGUUUGCGUGAAAAAUUCGGCGAACGUCCACUUCGGUAACAAGACGUUCUACAACGGGCCGGUGACCAUAAAGCAGAUCGUCUACGCGAACCCCGCGGUACGCGGGGACGCCGAGACGGACGACGGAAAGGCGGACGGUACGCGAUGCUUCGCGGAAAAUUCUUGCCCCACGGCGGCGGAGGGCGAAAAGUUCGCCGGCGAGGAGGCGCCCCGGGCCGCCAAGAAGGACGGGGAGGAGCGCAAAGCCUGGGAAUGGUGUUCCUGUCUGUUGACGUGGAGAUGCGUGGCCCUGAUGUGCGCCAUGGGCUCCUGUCUGGUGGCCGCGAUGGUGGUCAGCGUGGUACUUCUCACCCGGGACACCGAACCGCCGCCUACGCCAAUAUUUCCCGAAAUUCCCGACUCGUCGCUCGACGACAACGGUAUUCCGCUGGGCAAACUGCGUUUCGUGGAGCGCGCCGAGUGGGGCGCCCAGCCCCCCACGGAGCCGCUGGAGCGGCUUCGGCUCCCUGUCCCCUACGUUUUCAUAAGCCACACCGCCACGGACUUCUGCAAAACACAAUCGGAGUGCGUUUUCCGCGUCAGGUUCGCCCAGACCUUUCACAUAGAGUCGAGGAACUGGUCGGACAUAGGUUACAACUUCCUGGUCGGCGGCGACGGUUACGCCUACGUGGGUCGGAGCUGGGACUUCGUCGGGGCCCACACCUACGACUACAACGCGAGGAGCAUCGGCGUAUCCUUCAUAGGCACCUUCAACACCGUGGUGCCGCCUAAGCACCAGCUCCACGCCGUCCGGCAGCUCAUCGAGCUGGGGGUCAAGGGCGGCAAGAUAUCGCCGGACUACAAACUCCUGGGGCAUCGUCAGGUCUCGAAGACCCUCAGCCCCGGGGACGCCCUCUACAACGUGAUCAAAACCUGGCCCCAUUGGUCGCCGACUCCUUAGUUAUUCAACGAUAUUAAUUGAUUGAGACCGGACGGCGUGUCCGGCUGGAGUCUCAACUAGUUUUGCGGAAAGGCGGACGAACACGUGCGUUUAGUUUUUAGGGAUUUAGGGUAGGUCUAGUUUCUAGUUCUGUUUAAUUUAUGGCGUGGGAGGAGGAGGAGGAGGGGAGGGCGGACGGACGGCGUCCGCUCGUGGAGAUUUGACUGUACGACUAAAUGAAAUUGUUCUAUUUUUCA
Athalia rosae (coleseed sawfly) is the source of this 3394-nucleotide messenger RNA. RefSeq names its product peptidoglycan-recognition protein LC-like. Gene Ontology annotation, biological process: peptidoglycan catabolic process. NCBI's taxonomy places the organism in Eukaryota, Metazoa, Arthropoda, Insecta, Hymenoptera, Athaliidae. The record is from RefSeq and is a predicted model, not a curated record. Gene Ontology annotation, molecular function: N-acetylmuramoyl-L-alanine amidase activity; zinc ion binding. The coding region runs from base 1884 to 3158 and encodes 424 amino acids. The transcript is spliced from 4 exons.